AUGUUGCUUUUCCCUUCUGAUGGUUCGAAGGCACAAGAAAUUUUACAAACAGUCAAUGCUUUUGGGUGGAGGUCUUUUGUUCAGUGCCCGGGAGACUACAAUCGAAACAUAGUUCUGGAGUUCUACAGCAAUCUUAAUCCAGUAAGUCGUACUUCAACCGUGAGAGGUGGUGGUAGCCUUAAUGUUACAGGUGCAAAUUUCUAUCAGGGAACACAUGUAUUUGUACCAACACCACUUCCCACAACAAUAAUGGAUUUAAACAGGGGAAGUGGAUCUACACCAAGUCCGAUGACAUUUAGCAGUCAGCCCCUUUCCGUUUUCUCUAAUCUGGAAGCUAACCAUGGAGUUGCUACAACUGGAGGUUCGUCAGUUCCUAUUCAACAAGACAAUGGUUUUGAUGUUAAUACAUACCUUGAUCUCUUUCAAGGUAAUGGUCAUGAAAAUUAAGAAUGGAACAACAAAUUGUUCAUUC
Messenger RNA from Nicotiana attenuata, 472 nucleotides. RefSeq lists its product as uncharacterized. NCBI's taxonomy places the organism in Eukaryota, Viridiplantae, Streptophyta, Magnoliopsida, Solanales, Solanaceae. The transcript is spliced from 2 exons. Bases 1 to 447 code for a protein of 148 amino acids. The record is from RefSeq and is a predicted model, not a curated record.